AUGAGGACGACACUCCUACUUCGAAGGUCGAGAGCGUCUUCAAGCCACACCAGAAACCACUUUUCUGCGUCCAUGAAGGCCAGCCCUCGGGCCAUCGGGCGGCGAAGCGACCCGACAGCCCAACAGCCCGGCUUCAAGAGCCUAAAAGCAACACCUCGAGUGUACAGCAGACCAGGUCGAUUGUCUGGAAGCUACCGUGUCAGAGUGAGCCUGAACACAACCAGAUAUUAG
This is a messenger RNA of Protopolystoma xenopodis, 231 nucleotides long. The record is from the annotation of a GenBank genome assembly. NCBI's taxonomy places the organism in Eukaryota, Metazoa, Platyhelminthes, Monogenea, Polystomatidea, Polystomatidae.